This is a messenger RNA of Suillus bovinus, 2059 nucleotides long. Its product is annotated as transcription factor Opi1-domain-containing protein. The record is from RefSeq and is a predicted model, not a curated record. Gene Ontology annotation, molecular function: transcription corepressor activity. The transcript is spliced from 7 exons. The coding region runs from base 93 to 1880 and encodes 595 amino acids. Gene Ontology annotation, cellular component: endoplasmic reticulum; nucleus. Gene Ontology annotation, biological process: endoplasmic reticulum unfolded protein response; regulation of transcription by RNA polymerase II; phospholipid biosynthetic process. Lineage: Eukaryota; Fungi; Basidiomycota; Agaricomycetes; Boletales; Suillaceae.
UGAUAAUCUUGGACUGCACGUGUAAUUGCAAGUUUCUCUUCUCUCUAGUAUAUCUCGCUUGCCCUGUCCAUAUCCCAUUAUCAAAAUUGUAGAUGAUGUCCGAAAAGUCUUCACCAUCGUCUUCAACUGCGAGCAAACAUACGAUAUUUGAAGAUGAGGACGAGAGUGUACGCAUAGCAGUGAGCGCACUGGGCGACAUGAGGAAUGGGGCCAGAGCUUCUGCAACCAAUGCUUCAAGCGCGCUAUCAACCCCAUCCCCUUCUCUGUCGCCAGAUACGACCUCUCCAGAUUUUGUGGCCAGAGUGUCCAAUUUUCCUUUAUUCAACACAGCUUUGCGAGCAUAUGAACAUGGUAAAGCCAGUUCGCGUGUCGUCAAGUAUGGUGCUGAGAUGAUGGAGUCAUCCGUGAAGACCAUAUCCCGUCCUGUAAUCGAUAGACUACCAGUUAAUGUCAAUCAACUAGACGAGUUUGCCUGUAGGCAACUCGACAAGCUCGGUAGAUAUCGUCCCCCAUCAAAUACUGACCUCGAACGGAUGCAAGUUGACGAGGCAUCGAGAGAGCGAAUAUUAGAGGAAGGGCAGACCAGUCGGGAUUAUCUCAGUUCGCGACAAGCACAAGAAGCCACGGACCCACGACCAUCCCGUAGUCCAUCACCUAUUCCUCAGAACGAUAACAAAACACCGCCCCCAAAAAAUCAAAUUGCCGCACCUCCUGACCCUCAAGGUCAGCAAGCAGUGGUGCAGAGGAGCCGCUGGCAAGCUGUUCUCCUAGAAGCAGGAGGCAUCAGUGCCGCCGUAAGCGAAGAAAGUAUGCGGCGUCUCAAAUAUUGUCUUCAAUGGCUCCAGUACGCCACACAACACAUCGACGCACAGAUCCUUAUUCUCAGAGAUUUCAUCGAAUCCUUGCAUCCAUCAGACUCUUCAUCUGGCACCGAUACCCUUAUCUCGCCUAUGCAUAUGCGGACGUUAACCGACGUUCGUCGUGACAUUGUGCAAACUAUUCGUCAAGUGGUUGAUAUCGUAAGCAAAUAUGCCGGCAGUGCACUACCGGAGCCCGCUCGGUCACGUGUCAGGGGCUUUAUAUUGCAUCUACCUCAGCGCUGGGCAACUGCAAGUGUUAAUUCAGCUCCUGCUAUAGCAGAUGGCGCCCCAGGCGCUAGUUCAGCAGUUGGCGCUGUUGCUGGCGGUGCUGGAGCUAUGAGACGUACACGGACCACCAGACACCAUAAGGAACGCAACGCUGGUGGCCCUGAUCGCUCCCAAGCAUGUACACCUGCAUCCUCUCGUGCAUCAUCCCCUUUGGCCUCCGUACGUGUAGGCCUACGACCAACUACCAGUGCUGCCACUCAGGCUGCGCAACGUGUUUUGGCACUCGCCACAGAAAGUCUAGAUAUGAUGCGUGGGGUUACUGGUGUCGUUAAGGAUAGCCUAGACCGUGCUGAUGCUUGGGUUGAACGUCUGCGCAUCGUUGGUUUACAGCGCCAGCAAUCUCAUGAUGAUUCAGAGCCCUUUGAUCAUGCCUCAUCAUCAUUCGGACAACACCAAAGGCAGAAUUCUAUUCCAGGCCUUUCAUCUACUUCCUCGACACCAUUCUCUUCUAUACCCUCCACACCCGCAGCUAAUUAUUCUACACCAGCAACGCCCGCUGCUCAUUCCUCCUCUGAUACCCUUGGAAUGGGUCUCCGGUUAGGCGAGGCGAGCGCUCGAACGUCAUUGAGCGAGCUCCAACUCGAUGGAGAAACAUACGAAACGGCGCGAAGUGUGCCGAAAGACUUAUGCGAAGGAGUGCCGCAGCGACGGAAGCCUGAUCGCAUUUGGGAGAGGCAGAGCCCCGAAAAUGCUAUACCAAGCAGAGAGGGAAUGAUAGUUGACGGUGUAUGAAGAUCAGUAUGGUGUUACAUCUUUUCUCUUACUCCCCGAUCCUUUCUAUAUCCAUGAACUUUAUAUGAAGGUCCUUUGUUUAAUUAUGCGCUUGCACGGGUGCUGGUUGGAUCUCUAAUUGUCUUGAAUACUUGAUGUACUCGUAUUACUCAUCCUAAUUUAUCACAAAGUCUCGAUUA